Nicrophorus vespilloides is the source of this 1027-nucleotide messenger RNA. Its product is annotated as phosphoglycolate phosphatase 2-like. The transcript is spliced from 4 exons. Gene Ontology annotation, molecular function: phosphatase activity. Lineage: Eukaryota; Metazoa; Arthropoda; Insecta; Coleoptera; Silphidae. The record is from RefSeq and is a predicted model, not a curated record. Bases 107 to 1003 code for a protein of 298 amino acids. Gene Ontology annotation, cellular component: cytoplasm.
AACAUAUUUAUAUGAACGGUCGUCCACGACUCAACCAUUCGCAACAGUAAACUUACCCAACAUACACUCUCUUCCAUUCGUCCACUAAACUUACCUAAUCUACAAAAUGGCAAGAAAUUUGGUCCAAGCAUCUGGUGUCGAAAUCGCCAAAUUCAUCAACUCGUUUGACAACAUUUUAUUUGAUUGCGAUGGUGUUAUCUUGCUUGGCGAAGAUCUGAUACCCGGUGCUAAAGAGUCCAUUAAUUGCAUGAAAGAGAUGGGCAAAGAGAUUAAGCUCAUCACGAAUAACUCUUUCCGCACAACCAGAGAGUGGGACGAUAUCUUUGAGGACGUUGAUUUGGACUUCACUAGCGACGACGUCAUCUUUCCCACCAAAGCUGUGAUCAAUUACCUUAAAGGUAAAAACUUUAAUAGGAAAGUUUUCGUUUUGGGUCAACCUGCUAUCGUCGAGGAACUAAAUAAUUUUAAUAUCGAGGUUUACGAUUACAAAGACUGCGGAUAUUUGAAUCACAUCACCGAUCUGGAGGAGCACAUACAGGAUGAUCUGAAUGUUGGCGCCGUGGUUGUUGAUUUGGAUUUCAAUCUUACGUAUCCGAAGUUGAUGAAAGCGGCGAUGAUUUUAAAAAGGCCAGAUGUUCACUUUAUAUUCUGCGCCACCGAUAAGACUGCACCUUUUGGCGAAAAUUACAAGAUCAUUGGGUCGUAUUUCAUCGGUGAAACGUUGGAAAUGAUCACUGGAAGGAAACCGGUGAUCCUAGGCAAACCCAGCAUUACCUACAACAACUUCGUUAAGAAGAACUACAAGAAAAUAGACCCUGCCCGCACAUUAUUUGUUGGAGACUCGUUAAUGACUGAUAUGCUGUUCGCCACAAAAUGCGGUUACCAGAAACUGCUUGUAUUGACUGGGACGACUGAUUAUGAUGGCAUGAUGAACUGCUCGAAAGAAAUCAAACCAAAAUAUUAUUUGGAAAGCUUAGGGGAUUUGUAUAAACUCAUCAACUGAACUCAAUUUAAACAGUAUUUGCCA